Messenger RNA from Ilyonectria robusta, 2029 nucleotides. Its product is annotated as general substrate transporter. The transcript is spliced from 9 exons. Gene Ontology annotation, biological process: transmembrane transport; carbohydrate transport. NCBI's taxonomy places the organism in Eukaryota, Fungi, Ascomycota, Sordariomycetes, Hypocreales, Nectriaceae. Gene Ontology annotation, cellular component: membrane. Bases 136 to 1707 code for a protein of 523 amino acids. The record is from RefSeq and is a predicted model, not a curated record. Gene Ontology annotation, molecular function: carbohydrate:proton symporter activity.
ACAUAUGGGGAGGGGCGGGACCCUCAUAUAUCGCGGCGAUCCUGUUCUCUUGAAGUUUCCUGCAUGCGUUCCGAGGCUUGACAUCUCGGCGAUUCUUGGGAAAUACUAAACUGCACCUGAGUGAGAACCGUUAGCAUGUACCAGGCAUCUAAUGUCUACUUCAUCUGUGCCUUUGCCGCCUUGGGCGGCGGGCUUUUCGGAUUCGACAUCUCGUCCAUGUCCGGCGUUUUAGGCACCCAGGCCUAUAAACAAUACUUCGGCUACCCCAAGUCAUACCGCCAGGGCGCCAUUACUGCCUCCAUGCCCGCUGGAUCGCUCGUCGGCUCUAUCAUGUCGUCCUUUCUCGCCGACAGGUACUCUCGAAAGGUCGCUCUUCAGAUCAGCUGUAUCUUGUGGAUCAUUGGAGCCACGAUCCAGACUGCUGCUCAGAAUGUUGGCAUGCUCUGCACUGGACGUGUCAUUGCAGGACUUUGUGUGGGUAUUGCUAGUGCAAUUGUGCCCGUAUAUCAAUCUGAAAUUGCUCCGAGAGAGAUUCGAGGACGAGUCGUCAGUUUUCAACAAUGGGCCAUCACUUGGGGUAUUCUCAUCCAAUACUUCAUCCAGUACGGUGCUGCAGAGGGCACUGGCGGCGGACCAAACGACCCCAACCAACCCACCGCCGCCUUCCGAAUUCCCUGGGGUGUGCAGAUGAUCCCAGCCUUUAUCCUCUUCGUCGGGCUCUUCUUCUUCCCCUACAGCCCCCGAUGGCUCGCGUCGCAGGACCGCUGGGAGGAAGCUCUGCAGGUGCUCGCCAAACUACAUGGAAAGGGCGACCAAAACGACCCCAAGGUUCUCGCGCAGUACCGCGAAAUCGAGGAUGCCUUGAGGUUCGACCGAGAGGAGGCCACUAGCAGCCUGUCGGCCUUGAUCCAGCCCAGGAUGCUCAAGCGUGUGGUGCUGGGAAUGAGCAUUCAGAUGUGGAGCCAGCUUUGCGGCAUGAACAUCAUGAUGUACUACAUUGUCUACAUUAUGGAAGGUGCUCAAAUUGCAUCGCCUCUUAUGACAGCCUCCAUUCAGUAUGUCAUCAAUGUCGUACUGACGCUUCCGGCGAUCCUGUACCUGGAUAAAUGGGGUCGACGCCCAUCGCUCGUCAUUGGAUCCUUCUUCAUGAUGACUUGGCUCUUCAUCUCAGGUGCCCUGCAGCAGUAUUACGGACAGCCAAACACCGACGAGACGGUAACGGACAACAACAAAGAUAUUAGCUGGAUUGUGGCCGAUAACCGCCCUGUUUCAUCUGCCAUUGUGUCCUGCUCCUACCUCUUUGUGGCCACUUUUGCUACUACAUGGGGUCCCACUUCGUGGACAUAUCCUGCUGAGAUCUAUCCCGGCAAGAUUCGUGCCAAGGCUGUGUCGAUGAGUACGGCGACCAACUGGUUUUGGAACAUGGUUCUGGCAUUUGCUGUGCCGCCGCUUUUGUGGAACAUCAACUUCAAGAUGUACUACGUCUUUGGAGCUUUCAAUGCCGCUGCCUUCAUCCACAUGUUCUUCACCGCAUACGAGACCAAGGGAUACACCCUCGAGGAAAUGGACGACGUAUUCGACUCUGGAAUCCCAGCCUGGAAGACGCGCACCAAGACUAGCAGACUGGAGGUGCUCGAGAAGGAGAUUGAACAGGGCAACCUUAAGGUUGUCGCGCCGGGAGCUCGACAAAUCGAGGAGAUUAAAUGAGUCAAACAAAGCCUCCUGUUCAGAUGCAAUGAAAGGAGGGUAAUUGGGUAUCGAUGGAUGAGGCUGCAGGCCGGUUACAGUGUUGGCAAAUGGUGGACGAUGGGAGCACGGUGUGCUGGAAUUGAAGUUGAAUUUUGCGACAUGGAGUGAGAUACCUUGGAGGAAGAGUCUUGAUUUUCUUCAUCUUGGACGAAAUACCCGCGGCGAUAUCAACACAUGGUGGCUACUUGGCGAUGGCCACAAUCGGCCGACAGGUUGCCAAGACAUAAUUUCUAUUUCGAAGACAGAGUUUUUACUGGAACGAACUCCCUAUCUAAGCCCC